AAGAUGAGCACAUGUGGAAGGAAGGCCCUGACCCUGCUGAGCAGCGUCUUCGCCGUCUGUGGCCUGGGGCUCCUGGGCAUUGCUGUCAGCACGGACUACUGGCUGUAUCUGGAAGAGGGCGUGGUCCUGCCCCAGAACCAGAGCACCGAGGUCAAGAUGUCACUGCACUCGGGCCUCUGGCGGGUCUGCUUUCUUGCAGGUGAGGAGCGGGGACGCUGCUUCACCAUAGAAUAUGUGAUGCCCAUGAACACACAGCUGACGUCCGAGUCCACAGUCAACGUUCUAAAAAUGAUCCGCUCAGCCACCCCGUUCCCUCUGGUCAGCCUCUUCUUCAUGUUCAUUGGGUUCAUCCUGAGCAACAUCGGUCACAUCCGUCCCCACCGGACCAUACUGGCCUUCGUCUCUGGCAUCUUCUUUAUCCUCUCAGGCCUCUCACUCGUGGUGGGCCUGGUACUCUACAUCUCCAGCAUCAACGACGAGAUGCUCAACAGGACCAAGGACGCCGACUCCUAUUUCAACUACAAAUAUGGGUGGUCCUUUGCCUUUGCCGCCAUCUCCUUCCUUCUGACGGAGAGUGCGGGGGUGAUGUCCGUGUACUUGUUCAUGAAGAGGUAUACCGCUGAGGACCUGUACCGGCCUCAUCAUGGCUUCUACCGCCCACGCCUGAGCAACUGCUCCGAUUACUCGGGCCAGUUUCUGCACCCGGAUGCCUGGGUGCGUGGCCGCAGCCCUUCCGACAUCUCCAGCGACGCCUCCCUGCAGAUGAGCAGCAACUACCCAGCCUUGCUCAAAUGCCCCGACUAUGACCAGAUGUCCUCAUCUCCCUGCUGAGCAUAGGUCACCUGCCUCGCUGCACGGUGG
Ochotona curzoniae (black-lipped pika) is the source of this 861-nucleotide messenger RNA. It is a transcript of the gene CACNG5, whose product is annotated as calcium voltage-gated channel auxiliary subunit gamma 5. The record is from RefSeq and is a predicted model, not a curated record. Gene Ontology annotation, cellular component: postsynaptic density membrane; AMPA glutamate receptor complex. Lineage: Eukaryota; Metazoa; Chordata; Mammalia; Lagomorpha; Ochotonidae. The transcript has 5 exons. The coding region runs from base 4 to 831 and encodes 275 amino acids. Gene Ontology annotation, molecular function: voltage-gated calcium channel activity; channel regulator activity. Gene Ontology annotation, biological process: neurotransmitter receptor internalization; transmission of nerve impulse; positive regulation of synaptic transmission, glutamatergic.